AUGGUGGAGCGAUUGCCUGAGGACCGCGCGCGCUCGAGGAAUGCGGCGCGCGCGCGGCCCCGGAGCGCGUGCAGGGCUGUAGCGUGCGGACCCGCGGGCCCUCGGGCGCGCGCGCCGCUUCCGCCCGCGCAGCUCAGCAGCACCUCGGGGAUCAAGCGUAGGCAGCCCGGGGGUGGGGCCGUAAGCGGGGCCGGAGCCGGGCCGCGGUCUCGGCAGGGCCGCAUCGGUUGUCAAGGGAACGGCGGCCUAAGUAGGUGUGACGUCAGCGGGCGGAGAGCUGGCCGCAAUGCGGCGAGGGGCCGAUUCCCGGAGCCUGGAUUUCAGGCGGCUGCCUGGGGUGUGUGGCCGCUGAUCUGCCAGCCCGCCCUUGCUGGGGUGGCAAGCUGCUUCGCCCAGCCCGGCGUCGGCUCCGGUGGGACGGGCUGUCGGCUGCCCUGCGCUCCCCUCCCUUUUGACACUGUUAGAAGCAAUCUUCAGAAAAUUAAAGGAAGAAAAAGGGAAGAAGUAGUUGCUGCUAGCAUUAACACCCCAAAGAAGAACAUGCGAGUCAUUAAAAACAAACUGAGCAAUCCACAGUCGGCAGCUGAAAAUCCAGAUGAUGGUGUGAGUGGAGAGGAAGACAAGCAAGAAAAGGCGAACAGGAAGGUUACAAAAGCAGUGUGCCAGGUGCCUGCACAACAGAUGGAACAGGGCACUCCUGAGAAGAAGGCGGACUCUGUACACCAGAAAGCACGGACCAAGUCACAGCCAGCUGUUGCCCAUCAGAAAAACGAGAAAGCAAAUGAAGAAAAAGGAAAUAAUUUAGAUGAGGAAGAACUGAAGCAGGUGUACCAGCUCCAGGUAGCUGAAGAAAUGGCAAAGGAGAUCAAGAAGAAAAUAAGAAAGAAACUCAAAGAACAGUUGAUGUACUUUCCCUCAGACUCUUCCCUGCAUGAUGACAAACUGAUCAGUGAGAAGAAAAGAAAGAAAAAAAAGAAAGCUCCAGUCCUGUCUAAUGCUGAAACGAGUGUACUGAUCUUGCGUGACACAGUUGAAGGUGAACAAAAGAAGGAAGGUCUGGCUGGAACAGUUACUUCAGAUAAUCAUCACGAUGAUGAAAUAACCUCGGUGGAUCAAAAUGUGGAAGACAGCGUGCAAGAUGACACAAAAUCCAAACCAAAAAAAAAGAAAAAGAAGCCCAAAGCAGUUUCAGAUGACAACGAAGACUCUGAUGGCGAUGACGGUGUGCACGAAAUCACAAGUCGGGAUAGUCCAGUGUAUCCCAAAUGUUUGCUUGAUGAUGACCUUGUCCUGGGAGUUUACAUCCACCGAACUGAUCGACUUAAGUCAGAUUUUAUGAUAUCUCACCCGAUGGUAAAAAUUCAUGUGGUUGAUGAGAACACUGGUCAAUACGUCAAGAAAGAUGAUAGUGAACGGCCUGUUUCCUCUUACUUUGAAAAAGACAAUGUGGAUUAUAUUCUGCCUAUUAUGACCCAGCCAUAUGAUUUUAAACAGUUAAAAUCAAGGCUUCCAGAAUGGGAAGAACAAAUUAUAUUCAAUGAAAACUUUCCCUAUUUGCUUCGAGAUUUUGAUGAGAGCCCUAAAGUCAUCUUGUUCUUUGAGAUUCUUGAUUUCUUAAGCAUUGAUGAAAUUAGGAAUAACUCUGAAGUUCGAAACCAAGAAUGUGGCUUUCGGAAAAUUGCUUGGGCAUUUCUCAAGCUUCUAGGAGCCAAUGGAAAUGUAAACAUCAAUUCAAAACUUCGCUUGCAGCUCUACUACCCACCUGCUAAGUCUCGAUCCCAUUUAAAUGUUGUUGAGGUUUUUGAAUGGUGGUCAAAGUGUCCCCGAAAUCGUUAUCCAUCAACGUUGUACGUAACUGUAAGAGGAUUGAAAAUUCCAGAAUGUGUAAAGCCAUCUUACCGUCCAGCAAUGGCUCUUCAGGAGGAAAAAAGUAAACCAGCGUAUUGUGAACAACACCAUGAGUCAAGUUCAGCAGACGCAGAACCUGGGUUGGAAGAUUCCAAGGAAGUAGUAAGGUGGAAGCGGCUGCCAGGGCAGGCUUGCCGUAUCCCAAACAAGCACCUCUUCUCACUAAAUGCAGGAGAACGAGGAUGUUUUUGUCUGUCUUUCUCUCACAAUGGAAGAAUAUUAGCAGCAGCCUGUGCUAGUCGGGAUGGAUAUCCAAUUAUUUUGUACGAAAUCCCUUCCGGACGUUUCCUGAGAGAAUUGUGUGGCCACCUCAAUAUCAUUUACGACCUUUGCUGGUCAGAAGACGAUCGCUAUAUCCUUACUGCAUCCGCUGAUGGCACUGCCAGGAUAUGGAAAAAUGAAAUAAACAAUACAAAUACUUUCAGAGUUUUACCUCAUCCGUGCUUUGUUUACACGGCCAAAUUCCAUCCCACUGUAAAAGAACUGGUGGUUACAGGAUGCUACGAUUCUGUGAUACGGAUUUGGAAAGUUGAUAUGAAAGAUGAUUUUGCCACAUUGAUCCGACAGUUUGACACUCACAAGAGUUUCAUUAACUCUCUCUGUUUUGAUAUUGAAGGUCAUCACAUGUACUCAGGAGACUGCACGGGGGUGAUUGUCGUAUGGAAUACCUAUGUUAAAGUGAAUGACGUGCAACAUUCAGUGCGCCACUGGAGUGUGAAUAAGGAAAUUAAAGAGAGUGAGUUUAAGGGGAUUCCAAUAAAUUAUUUGGAAGUUCAUCCCAAUGGAAAACGUUUGUUAAUCCAUACCAAAGACAGUACUUUGAGAAUUAUGGAUCUCCGAAUAUUAGCAGCAAGGAAAUUUGUAGGAGCAGCGAAUUACCGGGAGAAGAUCCAUAGUACUUUGACCCCUUGUGGGACUUUUCUCUUUGCUGGGAGUGAGGAUGGGAUAGUGUAUGUUUGGAAUCCAGAAACAGGAGAACAAGUAGCAGUGUAUUCUGACCUGCCAUUUAAGUCACCCAUUCGAGACAUUUCUUAUCAUCCACUUGAAAAUAUGGUUGCAUUUUGUGCAUUUGGGCAGAAUGAGCCAAUUCUUCUGUAUAUUUAUGAUUUCCAUGUUGCCCAGCAGGAGGCUGAAACGUUCAAACACUACAAUGGAACAUUUCCGUUCCCCGGAAUACACCAAAGUAGAGAUCCUUUAUGCACCCCUCCUAAACCGCCUCAACAAGGCUCUUUUCAGAUUGACGACUAUGUCCACACUGAGGACUCUUCAGUGAAGAUGCAGCAAGUGAAACAAAGACUCGACUCUGUCACAGAGGUGAUACGAGCCUGUGCUGAAAAGGUCAACAAAAAUCUCUCGUUUGCUUCAACAUCAGCCUCCUCACAACAGUCUAAGCUAAAACAGUCAGACAUGCCGGACACUCGCCACCCAGGUCUGCGUCAGAUUGGUUUCACACAGACUGGAACUAUCAACACAGAAAAAAUGCCUUGUAACCAUCACGUAGAUGCAGCACCAACGGUAGUGGCUCUUUAUGACUACACAGCGAAUCGAUCAGAUGAACUAACCAUCCAUCGCGGAGACAUUAUCCGAGUGUUUUUCAAAGAUAAUGAAGACUGGUGGUAUGGCAGCGUAGGAAAGGGACAGGAAGGUUAUUUUCCAGCUAAUCAUGUGGCUAGCGAAACACUGUAUCAAGAACUGCCUCCAGAGAUAAAGGAGCGAUCCCCUCCCCUAACCCCCAAGGAAAAAAGCAAAAUGGAAAAACCUUCAUCUUCUCAAAAGCAGUCAGCCAACAAGGACAAGUCUCAGGAUUUCCAAAGGAGCUGCGAAUCUGUGACACAUUCUCCAGUGGGCAAAGCACAGAGCCAUGAGGACCGAGGACAUGUGGCGGACACGCAGGUGAACCAGAACGAGCAAACGGGCCGAAAAGUCACCCUCAUAGAGUAAAGAGUUGAAGAAGAAUGAAAAGACAAAGAACCAAAUACAUAGAAGUGAAGUGACAAAUUAAAUCAAAUGGAAUUUCUCUUCAGAGUUCAGAAUUUUCAGAAACUAAGGAAGGAAGGAAGAAUCCACUGUUCUCGUCCAUAUGAUGGAAUCUAGAAAAAUCAGAAGCAAGGAGGUAUGCUUAGAAAAAUAAAUGUGGCCUUUUGAGCUUAAUUGUUAUAAACCAUUGUGAUUGUUACUGAUCAAAGUAUUGGUACUUGUACUUAUUAGUAAUUAUAUUAAAAUUAUGUUACUGUUGUUCAAAACCAAUAAACACCAUAAUUGCUAGUCAGCAAAUGUGAAAAAAAGUGUUUGUGUUGUUAGUCUCUUCAUUAGGUAAUUAUCUAAUACUAUGUCCGCAAUGUGGGAACAGAUGUGGUGUUAUAUUCAAAAUAUGAAGUAUCUGCUUCUGAAAUGUAAUUUUAUUUAAAAUAUAAGCAGUUUCAAAAUAUUGUAUAUUCAAAAUGGUUUCAAGUAAGAAAGGCAUAAGGAGGGAACAAAUUUGUUUUGAAUGGACCAUAUGUAUAUAACUUGAUACAGAUGAACUAAAAUGUCUUUUGGCUAGACUGGCAACAGCAUUCCAAAUUUCUUUACUUAAAAAAAGCAUUUCGUAUUUAAGCAUAUAAGUAUUUCUAGAUAUAACAAUGUUUAAUAUUUAUUUUAGUCUUAAUGUUUGUUUUAAAUGGUUACAUUGCAUUAUUUAUUUUUUCAAUUCCAGAAUAAUGCCUGUCAUUACUAUGUGACUAUAUAUUUUGGAGUGUAAUGUUAUAACAGAGAAGUUUAUUUCAUUUUUCUUGACUUCUUAUUUCUCAACUAUGUGAGUAUAAGUCUGUCAAUGAAAUAUUUAACCCCAAAAGGUCAAAACUAAUGUAAAAUUAGAAAACUUAUUUACCAAAUGAGACAAUUGAUUCCAUUAAAAUAAGAAGUGAGAAAAACAGUGCUGGGCACUGAGGUGUGAACCCCGUCCAGAUGUACGCCCGAUGCGAAGUAUCUUCUAGUAAAAACACAUUUGGCUCUUAUCCCUACACAUGGUGCAGCGGCAUGAAAACUGGUAAACAGGCCCCUGCUGUGUGGAACUAAAGGGAGGGGGCAUUUUUGAAAGUGGUGAGUGGUGGUGAUGAGUGCAGAAGCCGUCGGGGACAGCACAAAAGUCUGUUGCGACAGUAGCGAGUUCUCAUUGUUCUGGAUGCUUCUGUCCGCCCUUCAAGUACAGCUGGGUGCAGCCAGCUUGAGCCACCCUUGUACAAGCGUGUGUUUUCUGUCUCGUGACUGCCUUGGAUAAUUAAAUAAAAACGUGCGGCUCAUAAUUUU
This is a messenger RNA of Phyllostomus hastatus (greater spear-nosed bat), 5196 nucleotides long. RefSeq names its product Abelson helper integration site 1 (gene AHI1). Gene Ontology annotation, cellular component: ciliary basal body. Gene Ontology annotation, molecular function: protein binding. NCBI's taxonomy places the organism in Eukaryota, Metazoa, Chordata, Mammalia, Chiroptera, Phyllostomidae. The record is from RefSeq and is a predicted model, not a curated record. The transcript has 25 exons. Gene Ontology annotation, biological process: motile cilium assembly. Bases 1 to 3849 code for a protein of 1282 amino acids.